Molecule: messenger RNA, 1482 nt
Organism: Alternaria rosae
Lineage: Eukaryota; Fungi; Ascomycota; Dothideomycetes; Pleosporales; Pleosporaceae
Product: SUR7/PalI family-domain-containing protein
Exons: 3
Coding region: 410-1159 (249 amino acids)
Biological process (GO): cortical actin cytoskeleton organization; endocytosis; septin cytoskeleton organization
Cellular component (GO): membrane raft; plasma membrane; cell cortex
Source: RefSeq, a predicted model, not a curated record
CCGCCCAUCUCUUCACGUGCCGCGAACACAUCACGCACUUGCAGACACAUUAAAGCCCUCCGUCACGAUCCGUCGCAUCCGCCAGCAUGUUUGCAGACAAGCCGCGGACCCUCUGUGUGAUUCGGCGUGUCGAGCAGCCUCGGGAUGAUGCAAAGCGCGCGCGAUAGUGCCGUAACCCUGUGCGAUGAUGGAGCUAGUCGACGACGCCAACAAAGAGCCGAUUCACAGGUGCACUACGUCACCCGCUUGGCUGUAGCUCAUAAACAAGCUUGCCAGGCCUCUUUUCGUCGCGCGUUUGAUACGCAGCUAGCCACGUCCAACCAUCCUACUGUAAUCGCACCAUUGUCGUGCAUCCUAAUCUUAAUAUCCUAAACCCUUGCGACGACGACUUCUUUGGCUACCAUACACCAUGGCUGUAGCUAGACCUCUUCUCGCGUUCGGCUCGCUGAUCCUGGUCGCUGGAGGCCUGCUCUUCCAAUUCCUGACCAUCCUCACUGGCGGCGUCAACAAGGCUCCUCUCACCAAGUUUUACUUCCUCGAAGCCACCACGGGCGGUAUCCCCAAUGCACGCAAUCCGUCGCGAUGGACCUUCUUCGCCAUCUGCGGCGCCGACCCGGACUCUGGCAACAAUGCCAACUGCGGCUCACCUGUCCCAGCGCUGCCAUUCGACCCUCCUAGGAACUUUGGCACUCAGGAAAACAUCCCCGAGCAGUUCAUCGGUACCCACAUGUACUACUACCUGUCUCGCUUCAUGUUUGCUUUCUACCUGAUUGCUCUCUUCUUCGCUGCCAUCGCUCUCAUCUCCGGUCUCCUUGCGCUCUGCAGCCGUCUUGGAGGAUACCUCUCUUCCCUGAUGACCUUUGUCGCCCUUUUCUUCCAGACGCUCGCCGCAGCUCUCAUGACCGCAUGGGUAGUCAAGGGCCGCGAUGCCUUCCGUUCCGCCGGUUUCGAAGCACGCAUCGGCAGAUACCUCAUGGGUUUCACCUGGGCCGCCGUCGCCUGCUACUUCCUCGCUACGGUUAUGUUCUGCCUCGGAGGCCGUCUCGGCGGCGACCGCUCUUCCAGCAUGCGCCGAAGCCGCUCUACCAAGUCGAACCGCAGCCGGGGUAGCUUCUUGGACACCGAGUCCCAGCGCAAGCCCAGGGAUUACUCCCCAUAGUCUGGCGUUGGACUAGUGAGAAUUGCAUGAGGUCCGAGAAGGGCCACAUGGAAGAAACCUGAUCUUUUACGCGACGAUAUCCACGAUUUGAUUUUGUAAAGCACGAACAUAAUACCUUGCUAUAGCGCGCGAAUGACUUAAUGCUAGUAAUGUACAUAUGCACAUAUAGCAAACACACUUUUUACUAAAAGCUACAUACAUUCAAAUUGCCCAUGCCUUGCAAUUCCUUGAUAUAGACGCAAGUAUUCAUACACUACGCUGGCAGAAACUGAACCCAUCCAUAUGCCCGCAGAAGUCAUCAACCCUCAUCCCCCUCCCACCAA